This is a messenger RNA of Arthroderma uncinatum, 1056 nucleotides long. Its product is annotated as mitochondrial ATPase complex subunit ATP10. Bases 1 to 1056 code for a protein of 351 amino acids. Gene Ontology annotation, biological process: mitochondrial proton-transporting ATP synthase complex assembly. NCBI's taxonomy places the organism in Eukaryota, Fungi, Ascomycota, Eurotiomycetes, Onygenales, Arthrodermataceae. Gene Ontology annotation, cellular component: mitochondrial inner membrane. The record is from RefSeq and is a predicted model, not a curated record. The transcript is spliced from 2 exons.
AUGAGCAGACCUCAGGCUGUCUCCUCACUCUUUGAGGCGAGCUACCUCCGCCGGAGCUACUGCCUUUCCUAUGGAUUAUCCCAUUAUCGUCAAUUCAGCUUGUCAAAUAAAUGGCAACAACUACAGCAACAACCGCCGAAGCAAAAGCAGCAGACGCAACCACAACCGCAAGCUCGGAAAUUGAGCAUUCCACCGGCGAUUGAGCAGAACCCCGUGGCGUUAAGCAAGUCGGAGGUUAAAGAAUUCACCCCGAAGCCAUUGAAGCGUCCAUUAGGGCUGCCAUACUCCCCAGAAGAGGGCCAGAAUACUGGUAUCGAUAAGAGAACAUUGCGACAACGCGGAGGUGAUUUCGUGGACAAAGAUAAAUACCAACAGCGGCAGUCGGAGCUGAUAAAGGAAUACAGCAAGCCGUACUACCGAGAAUGGCACCGAAUGAAUUAUCACAGCGGAAAGGUAUUCCUCUGUAACCCUCGACUAUUCAAGGAAGAUUUCUCUCUUUACUUUCCCAACCUCUUCGGCCGAACACUUUCACGGUCAAAACCAAUGCAAAGUACCACUUCAAUUCUUCGCGGCAAAAUAUCUCUGGUCCGCGUCUUUGCUAGUCUUUGGGCCGAGAGCCAAACGGUCACCUUCGUCGGCGAGAAGGAGAAUCCAGAAUUACAGCAAAUUAUCGCCGAAGCUGGCCCCGUGAUGCAGAAGGUCGAUAUCAAUAAUGAGGACAACUGGCUCAAGGCCCUUCUCGUACGUCUCUUCAUGGGGAGUAUGCGACGGAAGAUGCCAAAGGAGCAACAUGAGAGAUACUUUCUGGUUCGAAAAGGGUUUACGAAUUAUCUGAAAGACCAAAUUGGGAUGCUGAACGGGAAAGUUGGUUAUGUUUAUCUUCUGGAUGAGAACUGUAAGAUUAGGUGGGCUGGAAGUAGCAUCGCCGGACCGGACGAGCUGAGUUCCCUAAACAGGGGCUUGCAAAAGCUGAUAAGCGAAAAGAGAGCAAGCCAGGCAACAGCCAUGCCGAAGGUUGUCUCGGAAUCAGAAAUACAAAAGGCUGCUCAGGCAUGA